Messenger RNA from Mirounga angustirostris (Northern elephant seal), 3930 nucleotides. RefSeq names its product thioredoxin domain containing 11 (gene TXNDC11). The transcript is spliced from 12 exons. The coding region runs from base 114 to 2615 and encodes 833 amino acids. NCBI's taxonomy places the organism in Eukaryota, Metazoa, Chordata, Mammalia, Carnivora, Phocidae. The record is from RefSeq and is a predicted model, not a curated record.
GGGUCCGGGUUAGCGGGCGCGGCGGGCUGCGGGAUUGGGGAGCGACGGGCCGGGCCGGGCCCUCGGGCCCGAAGCGGCGGCGGCGGUAUAAAGCCGGCGACAGGGAGCAUGUAAUGUCGGAAUGCGGAGGCCGCGGCGGCGGCGGCAGCAGCAGCAGCAGCAGCGACGACGCCGAGGACGAGGGUGGCGGCGGCGGCGGCCCCGCGGGCUCCGGCUCCCUCAGCCCGGCCCCGGCCGGAGUGUCCUCGGCGGGCCGGCUCCGUCGCGGGCUGCGCGGCGCCUCCCUCAUGGCGCGCCGGCGGCCCGAGCUGCUCUGCGGGGCCGUGGCGCUCGGCUGCGCGCUGCUCGUCGCCCUCAAGUUUACCUGCAGUCGAGCAAAAGAUGUGAUAAUACCAGCAAAGCCACCUGUCAGCUUUUUCUCCUCGAGGUCUCCAGUGCUUGACCUCUUCCAGGGGCAGCUGGACUACGCAGAGCAUGUUCGCCGGGACUCAGAGGUGGUGCUGUUGUUCUUCUACGCUCCGUGGUGUGGCCAGUCCAUUGCCGCCAGGUCAGAGAUUGAGCAAGCAGCGGGUCAGCUUUCAGACCAGGUGUUGUUUGUGGCAAUUAACUGUUGGUGGAACCAGGGGAAAUGCAGAAAACAGAAGCAUUUCUUUUAUUUCCCUGUGAUAUAUCUGUAUCAUCGGAGUUUUGGACCAAUCGAAUACAAAGGCCCCAUGAGUGCUGUUUACAUUGAGAAGUUUAUCCGCCGGGUGAUGAAACCACUUCUCUACAUCCCAUCUCAAUCAGAAUUACUAGAUUUUCUCUCAAACUACGAGCCUGGAGUCCUCGGCUACUUUGAGUUCAGUGGCUCGCCCCAGCCUCCUGGUUAUCUGACCUUCUUCACUUCAGCACUGCACUCACUAAAGAAAGAUUACCUAGGAACAGUACGAUUUGGGGUUAUCACAAAUAAACAUCUUGCGAAACUGGUAUCCUUAGUACACUCUGGAAGUGUGUAUUUACAUAGACAUUUCAACACAUCACUUGUCUUCCGCAGGGAGGCUGUCAACUACACGGCAGAGAACAUCCAUAAGUGGGCCUUAGAGAAUCGAGAGGCGCUGCUGCGAUGGCUGCGGCCGCACGGCGGCAAGAGCCUCCUGCUGAACAAUGAGCUCAAGAAGGGGCCGGCGCUUCUUGUAUUUCUCCCUUUUAAUCCUUUAGCCGAAAGCCACCCUUUAAUAGAUGAGAUCACCGAAGUGGCCUUGGAGUACAACAACUGUCACGGGGACCAGGUGGUAGAGCGGCUCCUUCAGCACCUGCGGCGAGUGGACACCCCGGUGUUCAGGCCUCUGGCGCCUGAGCCCCCCGCGCAGCUGCCGGAGCCGCCGCUGAUCACGGCGUCCCCCUGCUGCAACACCGUGGUGCUGCCCCAGUGGCACUCUGUCUCCAGGACGCACAACGUCUGUGAGCUGUGUGUCAACCAGAGCGCGGGGGGCGUCAGGCCGAGCUCGGUCGGCAUGCCGCAGUGCAGCUUUUUUGAGAUGGCGGCAGCUUUGGAUUCUUUCUACCUCAAGGAGCAGACCUUUUAUCAUGUGGCGUCGGACAGCAUAGAAUGCAGCAAUUUUCUGAGUUUCUACAGCCCCUUCAGCUACUACACUGCAUGUUGCAGGACCAUAAACAGGGCCGUGACGGGCUUCAUUGAUUCUGGACAAGGUGUCUUUGAAACCCCGACCAUCGCGUUUUCUUCCCUCGAGAAGAAAUGUGAGGCUGAUCCCCCAGGCUCCGUUCCUCACAUUGAGGAGAACAGGUAUCUCUUUCCUGAAGUGGACGUGAGUAGCACAAACUUCACAGGCCUGAGCUGCAGAACCAACAAGACCCUGAACAUCUACCUUUUGGAUUCAAAUUUAUUUUGGUUAUAUGCAGAGAGGCUGGGGGCUCCGAGCGCCACUCGGGUGAAGGAAUUUGCCACAAUUGUUGAUGUGAAAGAAGAGUCUCACUAUAUCUUGGAUCCAAAACAAGCUCUUAUGAAGUUCACCCUAGAGUCUUUUAUUCAAAACUUCAGCGUUCUCUACAGUCCCCUGAAAAGGCAUCUCAUUGGAAGUGACUCUGCCCAGUACCCUUCUCAGCAUCUAAUCACUGAAGUAACAACUGAUACCUUUUGGGAAGUGGUCCUUCAAAAACAGGACGUUUUGCUGCUGUAUUACGCACAGUGGUGUGGCUUCUGUCCAUCCCUCAAUCAUAUCUUUAUCCAGCUAGCUCGCCUCCUGCCGACGGAUACAUUCACUGUGGCAAGGAUUGAUGUGUCUCAGAAUGACCUUCCUUGGGAAUUUAUGGUCGACCGUCUUCCCACUGUCUUAUUUUUUCCCUGCAACAGAAAGUUGGAAAGCCGUUCAGCACAUGGGUUCGGUGGAUUCACAGAGAUUGCUCCAGGGACUGGACUCCAGAAUAGUGUGCUGACAGGUGUCAUUCUCAGUCCUGCAAAUGUCUCCACACACACUAAGGCACCUCGGCAGCUCUCUCCUGGGGAUUCAGCUCCUCUGUCCUGUGAGACCAGGUUUGCGCUGCACGGCUCAGGGGCGGAGCCAGCCUCCACUUGUCCGCUCGUCCACUCGUCGUCGUUCCUCACCUGCACCUCAUAGGGACCUGGGGGUUUUCAGUCAUCCGUUGAAAGGCUGGGAGUCCCCAACUCGAAGGAAGCUUCUCUCUGUGAAGAAAACCAUGCUUUAAGGGAGGGUGUGGUUAUAUACUUACUCCACAUAUUUGACUAGUCCAUGUAUCUGAAAGUCUCCGUAAAUGUAUAAAACAGGGCAUGUGUGAUUUUAAUUUCCCUGUGAUUCUUAUUUCAUUGGGAAAGAGCUAUCCAUCAGCAGAACACCUUUUGUCUUUUCUUAGAUAUUUGACCACUGGCUUUGUGUGUGGAGAGGGUGUGUAAGCUUUUAAUGAAUGGUUUCUUGGUUUUUUAAGGAAUGAUAUGACUGUUUUUCAGCUAACACUCAGCAUUCAGGUUAAUCCGUGUCAUCUGAACAGCAGUCCCGUGAGAGUGACGAUGCGUUUAUUACCCCUUUUACAGAAAUGAGGCAGUGCAGGGGUGCAGAGGGGUCACCUGUCUGGGCGCUCAGGAUUGUGAGUGGCAGCCUUGUGAGUCUGCCCGGCAGGCGGCUCUGGGGCCCAUAUGUGGCAGAAAUGUUGGUCAUCAGACAGUUAAAUGACAACUUCUAAAAAGGAAUUUUCUACAUCAGGACUUGCAACAGAGCUUUGGGGGAACCCCCUUCAUAUGUCACUUUCCUUCCUUAUUCUGUGCUUUCAGGGCGGGGUGGCCUUAAUUUCUCGGAGUCCCUUGGUUGGUCUUUGUAUCAGGGGUCAGGGCUUGAGUGAUACCUCCUCCAUCGUGGUAAUAAAAAUGUCUCCAGAUGUUGCCAGAUGCCCCUGGGGAGUUAUAGUCGCCCCCGGUUGAGAACUCCUGCCUUGGAUAAUGUGUAAUAAAUGUUGGCGGAAGAAAUCUGGCUGAGUGUUCAGUCUUCCCUAUUGCGCCACUGUUGACGGCCACGGAGUGACACGGGUGACGUCCUGCCCCAGGACAUCCUUCCUUACACGCCCCUGAGCCUCUCAGAGCUCGCGGAGGCCCCGUUGCCCAUGCGCUGCCGGUGCCCUCCAUCCCUGGCUUGAGGCUUGGGUCUGGGAGCUUCUUGUCUUUCUUGGAAGGUUGUUACCAGAAACUGGGCUCUUUGUCCUCAGGAACAAACACAUAUUUGAGAUAAGCCACGUUAAUUACAGAAUGAGCACAUGGGACAUCUUCAGCUUCGUAGAAAAGUUUUUGCCCAGAUAACAUUUUCCCCGCUUUAAGUAAAAUCCUCGGAAUGUCUUUCGGUGGGAAGUAAGCAGCCUGACCUUCAGUAGUGGUGUAGUUUGGACUACGAAUGUUGACAGGACUCUCACGUUUGACUCCUUUCCCUU